Dama dama (fallow deer) is the source of this 3348-nucleotide messenger RNA. It is a transcript of the gene FASTKD1, whose product is annotated as FAST kinase domains 1. Bases 494 to 2992 code for a protein of 832 amino acids. Gene Ontology annotation, molecular function: RNA binding. Gene Ontology annotation, cellular component: ribonucleoprotein granule; mitochondrial matrix. Gene Ontology annotation, biological process: mitochondrial RNA processing; regulation of mitochondrial mRNA stability. NCBI's taxonomy places the organism in Eukaryota, Metazoa, Chordata, Mammalia, Artiodactyla, Cervidae. The transcript has 15 exons. The record is from RefSeq and is a predicted model, not a curated record.
GCGUGCUUUUGGCCGUACACGUUGGGCUCCCUUGGCCUUUUUUUCCGGGUUUUGGAAAGGGCACCACCAGAAGAAAGGUCUGGGAUGAAAGGGAGGCGUGAGUGACAUAACCAAGCCUGUUGCGUCCCAUGCUAGGGGACCAGGAAUAGCAAUGAGUUCUGAGCCUUCCCCGCGAUCCUCCAGAAAAGUUCCCUGGCGUUGAGGAAAGAAUUUGCCCGCAAAUCAGGAUCGGGUGACGGCGAUAGGUUUUCUUCUUGUACCCAGCACGUUUCGGUUCCGGGGUAGAGAGUUUGGAGGCUUCCUUCCAGAAGCUGCAUAUUGAAAUGGGAUUUGGAGUCAUCAUAAUGGAAGCAAAAUACAUGAAGGAAAAACAGUUAUUUUUAUACCAGCAUAUUGCACCUGACUACUAGUUACAAAUGGUUUUCUUUACCUAAGAAAAUUUGUGAUGCAAAUGAGAAGAUAGUUUUUUUCCCCUAGAUUCAUUGUUUACAAUAUGCUUUGCCUAAGAGCUAUUCGUCCAUUCUCCUGGAGAGUAUUUCACUUUCGACCCUUUAGUUUUGAACCAUUUAUUAGUCAGAUGAAUAAUUGUACAGAUGAAGAGCAAAUAUUCGGUCUUAUUGAAAAAAACAAAUCCCUACUUUCAGAAAAACAAGUGGGAUGUGCACUUAGUAUGCUUUGGCAGUUUCAAAAGCAGAAGACCAGCUCUGUAAAAAAUGUGGACUGUAUUAGAAACCAUCCCCAAUUUCUUACUCUUCGUAAUUUAGCUACAACUAAAAUGGGAUUCAUGAGCGACAGUACCUUGGUGAAUGUGUUAUACAUCAUACAACAGUUUGGUAUUGAGGCCCAUGACUCAUUAGUUGAAGCACUCGUUACAGAAGCAUGGAGAAGACUGGAAAGGUUUGAUGUUAGUGUGCUGUCAAAAUUUUCCUCUUGCCUGGCAGAUCAACAUUUAUAUUAUAGUCCAUUAAUGGGAAAAAUAGCUGAUAUUGUAAAUAGGAACUUGGAAAACAUACAGGACUUAAGGUCCUUGUCUGUUUUGAUGGUCAGCAUAUCCUCUUUAAUAUCACAGCGUUUUCAAGAGAAAUUAGUGAACAAAGCAGAAUUACUUUUUGACACUAUGGAUUCUUCCCAGGUCAACACUGCAAGAAGAAUAGUACAAUUUCUUCGAAAUAUUAAAUAUAGUUAUUACCCACUAUUAGAAAGGUGUAAUAAAGUAUUUUUGAGCAAUAUGAACCAUCUUGAUUUGGACUCCAUCAGUAAAAUACUUAGUCUAUACCACUCUCUACAGUUUCAUAGUUUUGAGUUUAUUUUAAUGACUAAGAAGAGGCUAACAGAAAUGAUUCCUCUGUUUGACCACCCUGCUAGCUGUGUAAAAUUGUUUGUAGCGUUGGGACCCAUGGCAGGACCUGAAGAAAAGAAACAACUUAAAUCAACUAUAUUAUUGAUGUCAGAGGAGCUGACUGGCCAGCAGGCCCUGGCAGUGAUGGGAGCAAUGGAAGAGAUGGAAAGCAGAAAUUCACGUCUGAUUAAAAAGAUUACUUCAAUUCUGCAUAAACAUUUGGAUAACUAUAAACCAGUAGAGUUGUUGAGAAUAACUCAAGCGUUGAUUUUUCUACAUUUUCAAAGUAAAGAACUUUUUGUGAAACUCAGAGAAUUACUGCUUAGUUAUUUGAAAGUCAGUGUCAUACCUAGUGAGAUUUCCAUCCUGGUCUAUGCUCUUUCGAUGCUCCCUUCUGCUCACCUGGACGAAGUGAGGAUGUCUCAGAUUGAAGCCAUUUUGCCACAGUGUGACUUACAUGACCUGAAUAUUUUUGCAGCAUCUGUUUUAAGAUGUAUUCAGUAUGAUCACAUGUAUCUGGAUAAUAUUCCUGGGAAACAGUUGAAAGUACUUCAAAAAUUAGAUCACUAUGGUCAUCAGAGACUACAAGAAUGUAAAAGUUUGAAUCUGCUGUGGGAAGAAGUUAAAUCUUUAAAAGGAGACUGGUUUGCUGAUUCACUUCUUGAAGAAACAGUUGUUACCUUACAGCGUUUGAUGGAUGAAAUUAAUUACAUCAAUGUUGCAGGGAUUGCAUCUUUUAUUUCUAGAACCAACAUCCUCAGUACUUCACUACUUGAUAAGAUAGCCUCAGUGGUCCUUCAACAGAUUGAAAAGAUUCAUCCUUUUGCAAUUCUUGCUAUUAUUCUUCCAUUCAGCACCCUGAACUAUGAUCCACCUCAAAGGGAUGAAUUUUUUGGAACUUGUAUUCAACACCUUAAUUCUUACUUAAGUGUAUUGGAUCCUCUCGUGUUAGUGUUUCUUGGUUACUCUUUGGCCACACUUGGAUAUUUUCCAGAAGAUCUAUUGAAGGCAAUUUUUAACAUCAAAUUCUUAGCCAGAUUAGAUUCUCAACUUGAACUUAUAUGUUCAUCUCUAAAUAUGAAGGUCCAAUUUCGUCUUAUGGAAUUAAAUAGAGCAGUCUGCUUGGAAUGUCCUGAAUAUCAGAUUCCAUGGUUUCACGACCGCUUCUGUCGACAACACUAUAAUAAAGAUUUUGGCAGCAUGAAUGGAGCACAACAGCAGAUUUAUAAAAUGUUAGCAGAGGUCCUGGGAGGAAUCAAUUUUGUGAAAGCCUCGGUUCUUACACCUUAUUACUACACAAUAGACUUUGAGUGUAUCUUGGAUAAAAGGAGAAACCCUCUUCCUUAUGGAAGCCAUAAUACAACUUUGGAAAAACUGCCAAAAAUACACUUGGAAUCAAAUACUCAAAUAGCUGGAUCAAGACUGCCACCAGGAGCUGAAAAGAUCGCUUUGGAAUUUUUGGAUUCAAGAGCAUUUUGUAGAAACAUCCCUCAUUUAAAAGGAAAAUCUGCUAUGAAAAAACGACAUUUGGAAAUUUUGGGCUAUCAUGUGAUUCAGAUCCCUCCUUUCGAAUGGAACUCCAUGGCAUUGUCAACAAAGGCUGCUCGAAUGGACUACUUGAGAGAACGGAUAUUUGGAGAAGGCAAAUCAUGACUGUAGCUUUUACUGAAAAUUAGUUAUCAUGUUGUGUCAUAUUUGGACUUACUUUAAUUAAAGUGACUUGAUUCAAUUAAAAAGUAAUAAGGUAGAAUUGACUGAUUUCUAGGUCAACUGAAUAUCUAUUAAAAUUAACAGACAUUUUACAAUUAUUUUCUCUACUGUCUAGUUGGGAAACUGUUUAAAAUUCUUAAGAUAAAAGACAUAUAGCUUUUAGGAAACUUAAAUAGUUUGGCAUUCAUUCUUUGAGUGCAUACUAUGUGCCAAGAACUAUUUUAUUUUUUAUUUUGUUUUAAUUAUUUUUUGUUCCAAGAACUAUUUUAGACACUGGGUAUACUGGAGUUAGUACAGUA